Messenger RNA from Ipomoea triloba (trilobed morning glory), 645 nucleotides. RefSeq lists its product as uncharacterized. The transcript has a single exon. Bases 1 to 645 code for a protein of 214 amino acids. Lineage: Eukaryota; Viridiplantae; Streptophyta; Magnoliopsida; Solanales; Convolvulaceae. The record is from RefSeq and is a predicted model, not a curated record. Gene Ontology annotation, molecular function: zinc ion binding.
AUGGGAGGACAUGUGCAAUAUAUGGUGGAAGAUGGUAGUGACAGGAUACAAAUGGUGGAGUUGGACAUCAACCAAGCCACAAUGGAGUGCACAUGCCGAAUGUAUACACGAAUCGGCUUGCUUUGUAGGCAUAUGUAUGCGGCUUUAAAACAUGCAGGAAUUGACCAAGUCCCCACCGAAUACAUUAAGACGCGUUGGACCCGUAAUGCACGCAUAAAAAUUGAGGAAAUUGUGGAAAAUGCAAGAGAUGAGCAAAGUGCACAUGAGGAAUCUGAAGUUAGAAAAACAUUCUUGAGUUGUAUCGGCUUGGCAAAGGGAAGGACGGAUAUACUACAACAACUUGCACACAUCCUAAAGGAGAAGGAAAAAUGUUUCAUCCAUGAGGACACGGUGCAAAAGGCUUCGGUUGAUCAAAGCAACCCCCCUCAAGAGUUCUACGAUCGCGGGGGACCUUCCACGACAACAAUACGCUGUCCAAAAGUGGCCAAGAAUAAGGGUUCAGGUAAGCGGCUGAAAUCAGCUAAAGAGAUUGCGGUAGAGAAGAAAGCAAACGAAGAGCGCACGUGCGCCACAUGUGGCAAAAGUGAUGGGCACGAUAGCCGUAACUAUGUUUUGAGAAAAGAAAUGGAUAAAGCGGAUGAUUAA